GGAGGUGGUUGUUUCUGGUUUUAGCAACCAAGCUGUUGAUCCGAACUACUCACUACGAGCAUUUGGGAAUAAGGCAGCCCUUGCGUGCGACCCCGGGACUUCUGGCGACGCUCCUUCCGCGCUCAGCCCAGUGAAGUUUCCGGAAGGGCGCCCUCGCUGGGAGCCGCGUCCCACCGGAGAGGCGGGAAUCAUGGCAGACAGUGGAAAUAACAAAAGCCAAGUUCACGAGGAGCUUUGGUUAGAGGAAGAAUUUAUGAAAGAUGAACAAAGAGAGAGAUUAAUUGAUAAAAUUGCAAAGGAGAAUACUCAGUUAAAGGAGGAGAUCCAAAGGCUUGAGGCCGAGUUACAAGAGUCCACCAUAAACUCCCAGAUUAAAGAGGAUAUUCCUGAAACAGAGAUGAAAUUCACAUCUUUAGAGAAUCCUGAGAAUGACAGCCAGUUUUUAAAUGUCUCCUGUUCAUUUCAAGUGAACUCGCAAGUUCUUUAUGAGCUACAGAAAGGACAAGCACUUAUCACCUUUGAAAAAGAAGAAGUUGCCCAAAAUGUCAUCAGAAUGGGGAAACAUCACGUGCAGAUAGAGGAUGUAGAUGUGGAGGUUAUGGCCAAGCCAGUUCCAUUAAAUUCGGGAGUCAGAUUCCAGGUUCAUGUAGAAGUGUCUAAGGUGAAGAUCAAUGUUACUGAAAUUCCUGAUGAAUUGCCUGAAGAUCAGAUGAGAGACAAGCUAGAACUGAGCUUUUCUAAGUCCCGAAACGGAGGUGGAGAAGUGCUAUGCGUGCAGUAUGAUAAGCAGUCCCGGAGUGCUGUGAUUACAUUUUUGGAAACUGGAGUUGCUGACAAGAUUUUGAAAAAGAAAGAAUAUCCGCUUUGUAUAAAUCAAAACUGCUAUAGAGUUAUUGUUUCUCCAUACAUAGAAACAGACUUGAAAAAUUUUCAGGCAUUUUCAGGAAUAUCUAGGAGGACAGUGCUUCUCACUGGAAUGGAAGAUCUUCAGAUGAUGGAUGAAGAAAUUUUAGAGGAUUUAGUUAACAUUUACUUUCAACGGGAGACGAAUGGAGGUGGAGAAGUAGAAGUGGUCAAAUGUUCUCUAGGUCAGGCUUGCAUAGCAUACUUUGAAGAAUAGAGGCAUGGAAUUAGAUGAAUAUUAGAGCUUCUGAGCCCAAAGCACUGUCCAUGUGUGACAAAAAUGAAUAUCCCUUUCCUUUAAAAAAUGAAAACUUGAAUUCUUAAGUGUCCAUUUAUUCUUAGAUACAAAAAUAUAUUUCCAUGUUUUUGAAUUCUUGUUUCAAACUCUGCUGCAUGCUUACAAGUGCAGUAAAUGUACUGUAUUAAAAAGUUUUGUUUGUUCAUAAAUGAUGUGGACAGGUGCCAUGUCCAUUGAAAUCAAUCAUAAGUGAUGCAAUUGUCCCCCUGCCAUGUUGGCUCAUUCUGUCGUGGGCAUGUGGGCCAAUUCUCUUUUGGCCCCAGGUCCACCAACAUGCAGACUUCACUCAACAUUUCCCAAAGAACUGUUAUAUUCAGCUGUUUGUGAUUUCUGUAGACUUUGAAUUUCAAGGAACUUCAAGGGUGAUCAUUUCCCUCUUUCCCAUUGUAUAGCAUUUUACUCCAGAGCCCCAAAGAUAUUUUUCAGAGCUGAGUGUGGUCUUUUUAUUUAACAUUUUCUUCUGCCAGAGUGUCAAGGGUCCCCUGAUUCUUUCCAAGACACCUUCGUCAAAUAGAACUUGUAAAGGCCAUAGUUGUCUUUCCUUUACACUUGUAAGGAGAAGAAUAAGCUUAAGGGAAUGACAUCCUUAGAAUAAAGGGAGAGGUAAAUGCAAAGCUAGGGACUCCUCACUUAUCAUGCUGGAUGCAGGGGAAUGCCUGAAGAUGAAAGCACGUGCCUUUGAGUUUGAGAGAGACCCAGUUCCUUAGCAUCCCAUUGUUUUUAAGUUGUAGAAACUAAACAGUAAAAUGCAAGGUUUCUAUUCAGAGAAGGUAAAAUUCUUUUUGGUAAAGAACAUGUGAACAGCUUUUAUCCUAAUAUGGUAUGUUUCAUAAGGAGCCAAUGGCAGAAGUAAGUUUAUAUUAAAAUGUUGGCAGAAAUAAAAAGCUUUAGAAAAAGAUUCUAUGCCUAAACUUAACUCAUGCUGCCUGCCAUCUAAAAUAAAGGAAAGGAGGGGCGCCUGGGUGGCGCAGUCGGUUAAGCAUCCGACUUCAGCCAGGUCACGAUCUCGCGGUCCGUGAGUUCGAGCCCCGCGUCAGGCUCUGGGCUGAUGGCUCAGAGCCUGGAGCCUGUUUCCGAUUCUGUGUCUCCCUCUCUCUCUGCCCCUCCCCCGUUCAUGCUCUGUCUCUCUCUGUCCCAAAAAUAAAUAAAUGUUGAAAAAAAAAAUUAAAAAAAAAUAAAUAAAAUAAAGGAAAGGGGCACCUGGGUGGCUGAGCCGGUUAAGCAUCUGACUCCUGAUUUCAGCUCAGGUCAUCAUCUCAUGGUUUGUGAGUUUGAGCCCUGAAUCGGGCUCCGUGCUGACAGUGUGGAGCCUGCUUGGGAUGCUGUCUCUCUCUUUCUGCCCCUCCCCUGGUCGCAGUCUCUCUCCUUCUCUCUCAAAAUAAAUGAACUUAAAAGAAGAUCUCGUUGGUUUCACAUUUCUCUUUAGAAUGAGAGAUGGUGCCUAAAAACUGGAAAUUUAUAAUCUUCAUAUUCACUGUUUUAGGGGAAAAAUGUCUCAUAUAUCAGUUCUUUGGGAAUAGUAAGCUUAUUUCAAGCUCAAAAUUUUGAGAAAAAUUUGAAGAACCUUAUUUAAUUUUGAUUGGCACAAAAGGUAUGGUUUUUAGCCUGUGGCAGACAGACAAUCAGAAAGAAUGUUUUCCUAAUAUUUAAGGCAAGGUUUGGAAUAGUCACUUUUGUUUCUUUUGGGAGCAUUUUUUCAGCAGCAAAAUAGAUAAUUUCAUUCAAUUCUAAAUAGUCACAAUUUUUUGAUAAAUGUUUUUGAUAAAUGUUACUUACCAUAGAAAAUCAGACUUGGGCUCCUUUCACCAAUUCCACCCUUGUGUGAUCUGCCCAGAUCUCAGAAAUCAACCAUUGGCUCUCCUGUCUAUUUUUAGAGUUUUAGAGAUUUUACAGGAAGAAAGUUUCCUUUGAGAAUUUGCCAAAAGAUAUCGACUCUUGCGUAUUAAGUUAGGAAGCCUUAGAUUGUCUAGGAAGAGAUAGCUCUACUUAAUGUGUGAAAAGACACUGUCAGCAUAUAAGUCAGGAAAGAUAAUUAUGUGAAAUCAUGAAUCCCUCUUGCCCUUUGUAGAUUUAUCAGUCAGGAUAGCUCAGGUUCUGUUGUAUUAACAACCUCCCAAAUCUCUGAGGCCUAAUGAAACAAAAGUUUAAUUCUCAUUCAUGUUGAAAGUUCAACAGAGGUUGGUAGGGGGAGUCUUUUGGUCCUAAUCACUUAAGGCCCCAUCUCAAGACACGCUUCCCAAAUCAUGGAGGUGGAGAAAAAUGAAGUCUGCAGAGUCUUGCACCAGCAAUUAAAUGUGGUAAUUUAGAAGUGCUGAUGUCAUUUUGUCUCACAUCUCAUUGGCCAGAAAUAGUCAUAUGACCUCACUGAAACAGAAUGUAACUAGAAAAUUAUAUCUUGUAAAAAUGAGGAGAACCAGAUAUAGUUGAGGCAAAAUAUCAAUGAAUGUAGUUUUUCCUGUCCUAGUGAUCAUCAAUAUUUGUUGUUUUGUUUGUUUGCUUAUAGUUUUUUCAAUGUUUAUUUCUGAGAGAGACAGACAGACAGAGACAGAGACAUUGCACGAACAGGGGAGGGGCUGAGAGAUAGGGAGACACAGAAUCCGAAGUAGGCUUCAGGCUCUGAGCUGUCAGCACAGAGCCCAACACGGGUCUCGAACUUGCGAACUGCAUGAUCAUGACCCGAGCUGAAGUCGGAUGCCCAACCAACUGAGCCACUCAAGCGCCCCUGAUCAUCAAUAUUUGGAUCACUCUUCUUCAUACACAAAAUGCACUCACACCAAAAAGUUGCCCUAAGUCCUAGCAUCAAACUCAAAAGUGCAUGAACUCUAGGCGGUGUGUGGUAGUUUUUAUAACACGUCUGAAUGUUACUCCUCUUUAUCCAGAGACCCCCCCCCCGGUAUUCAGUAGUGGAACUGGAACAAGAUAACUGCAAUAAACUCUCUCAUUUGGAGAAAGAGAUCAAUAGGAGACAUAUAGUGGCCUCUAGGCCAAAGCCAUUCUGCCAUCUCCCUGAGUAGAUAUAUACUCCAUACACCCUGGGUGUGGAAUUUUGAUUAGGCCAUGAUUCCACUCUGGAAAUUCUUCUCUUGCUCAUUGUCCUCAUAGUUGCUGGACAUUCUUCUUUUUCCAUUAUCCUCCUUUACCAUAUAUAGAAUAUAUCCUUGGAAGCUGAAAAGCUUGCUUACUGUGUACACUGUGAUCAAUGUGAUCAAUGUUUGGGACCAACGUUUUUAAAGUUUUGAACCAUUAUAGUCUCUUUACUCUGGCUGGUGGCUAGUUGGCUGGUACAGUUCAAAAACUUGGUAGGCUUCUUAUCUAUUUUUUUGGGUGAGCUUACCUGUGCUAACAGCCACACUGGCAGCUUUUUCUAGACUUCUUACAGUUGCUGUAAUUCUCCACUUUCUUCCCUGUUCUUUUCUCUCCCUAUCUUUACUUAAUUGUAGGUAUCAGGCCACUUUUAGUUUCUUUUCCCUUAGCUAGUUUGUCUAGUUGAAAGGGUUAUUGAAUUCAGAACAUGAAUUGUUUGUUGUUGCUGUUGUUGUUGUUGUUCUGAGGGACCUUAAUCUGUUCAGAGAUCCAAAGCUUGAUUUGAUCAUUAAUUUGAGCCUCCCAAUAAAGCAGAGUUAUAAUCAGUC
Leopardus geoffroyi (Geoffroy's cat) is the source of this 4833-nucleotide messenger RNA. RefSeq names its product N-myc and STAT interactor (gene NMI). The transcript has 8 exons. The record is from RefSeq and is a predicted model, not a curated record. Bases 191 to 1120 code for a protein of 309 amino acids. Gene Ontology annotation, cellular component: cytoplasm. NCBI's taxonomy places the organism in Eukaryota, Metazoa, Chordata, Mammalia, Carnivora, Felidae.